UAGAUGGGUGGAUUAUUGAUUCAAGAAAUUUGUUACGGGGUAAAAACUAGGGUGCAAGUAAUUUAGGGUAGGGCAAGUCAGCUCAGGUUUUUUAAAUAACUUAAAUUCCUCUGCGUGAAAACGCUGGAAGCCCCUUGGCUCACGGUUUAUCGACUUCACGUCCUCUAGAGAUCUGGACUUAUCGGCAGAGAUAAAACGCACUGGAAAUGUAAAUAGGCGAAUACGGGUCAGGUGCAUUACUUCACUACGUAUCUACGCUCGCGACGUACUUUUGCCAUUCACAGAAAGAUACGCACUUAACGUCGAACGUUUUUUAGAGGAACAGGUUUGGACGCCAGACCAUUACUGUCUUGAGACCAGAAUAAGAAGAUGCUGCUUCAGGUGGGUGGAAAGCGUACUGCCAUUGGUCUGUUGGCCAUCAGGAGGGCGUGGUGUGUGACCCGCUCUGCCUACACUGCACCGCGGACAGUGGAGUACAAGCCCAUCAAAAAGGUCAUGGUAGCCAACAGAGGAGAGAUUGCCAUUCGGGUGUUUCGGGCAUGCACAGAGUUGGGAAUUCGCACAGUGGCUGUCUACUCUGAGCAGGACACCGGCCAGAUGCACAGACAAAAGGCAGAUGAAGCUUACCUCAUAGGAAAGGGGCUGCCACCUGUAGCAGCCUACCUGCACAUACCAGACAUCAUCAAAGUGGCAAAGGAGAAUAAUGUGGAUGCCAUCCAUCCAGGCUAUGGCUUCCUUUCAGAAAGAGCAGAUUUUGCCCAGGCUUGUGUUGAUGCUGGGGUACGUUUUAUUGGCCCCAACCCAGAGGUGGUGCGCAAGAUGGGGGACAAAGUUGAGGCCCGUGCCAUUGCCACGAGUGCAGGUGUGCCAGUUGUACCUGGAACAGAUGGUCCCAUUUCGUCUUUGCAGCAAGCUCAAGAGUUCUCCAACACCUAUGGUUUCCCAAUCAUCUUUAAGGCCGCAUAUGGGGGAGGAGGCCGUGGAAUGCGGGUGGUUAGGGAGUAUGAGGAACUGGAAGAGAACUAUCAGCGAGCGUACUCUGAGGCCCUAGCAGCCUUUGGCAAUGGAGCUCUGUUUGUGGAGAAAUUCAUUGAGAAACCCAGACAUAUCGAGGUGCAGAUCCUGGGCGAUAAAUACGGCAAUGUCAUUCACCUGUACGAGAGGGACUGCUCCAUCCAGAGGAGACACCAGAAGGUGGUGGAGAUUGCCCCGGCCUCACAACUCGACCAACACCUUAGAGACCGACUGACUGCUGACUCUGUUAACCUCGCCCGACAGGUGGGUUAUGAGAAUGCUGGCACUGUUGAGUUCCUGGUGGAUAAACAUGGUAAACAUUACUUCAUUGAGGUCAACUCCCGUCUGCAGGUGGAGCACACUGUAACAGAGGAGAUCACAGAUGUGGAUCUGGUACACGCUCAGCUACGAGUGUGUGAAGGUCGUAGUCUGCCAGAGCUGGGCCUGAGACAAGACAAGAUACGGAUCAAUGGCUACGCCAUCCAGUGCCGUGUGACCACUGAGGACCCAGCACGUGGCUUCCAGCCCGACACAGGAAGACUCGAGGUAUUCCGCAGUGGAGAAGGCAUGGGCAUAAGGCUGGACAGUGCCUCUGCCUUCCAGGGUGCUAUCAUCUCCCCUCAUUACGACUCACUCCUGGUUAAAGUCAUUGCCAGUGGAAAGGACCUGCCAGCUGCCUCUGCCAAAAUGAGCCGAGCAUUAGCAGAGUUCCGCGUCCGUGGAGUUAAGACAAACAUCCCCUUCCUCCAGAAUGUUUUGAGUAAUAAUCAGUUCCUGAAUGGGACAGUAGACACUCAGUUCAUCGACGAGAAUCCAGAACUCUUCAAUCUCAAACCGGUGCAGAACAGAGCCCAGAAAUUGCUUCACUACCUGGGGCAUGUUAUGGUGAACGGCCCAACUACUCCGAUACCUGUCAAGGCUAAGCCUUCCUCCAUCGAUCCGGUCAUCCCAACAGUUCCUCUCGGUGAGCCACCAGUGGGUUUCAGAGAUGUGUUACUUAGAGAGGGUCCAGAUGGUUUUGCAAAGGCGGUGCGUGCCCACCAGGGUCUGCUUCUUAUGGACACCACGUUCAGAGACGCCCACCAGUCCCUCUUGGCCACUCGUGUACGCACUCACGACCUUAAGCGCAUUGCGCCGUUUGUGGGUCACAGCUUCAGCAAUCUCUUCAGCGUGGAAAACUGGGGAGGCGCUACUUUUGAUGUGGCAAUGCGUUUCCUGUGUGAGUGCCCUUGGAAGAGGCUGCAAGAGUUAAGGGCUCUGAUGCCAAACAUACCUUUCCAGAUGCUUCUGAGAGGUGCCAACGCUGUUGGAUACACCAACUACCCUGACAAUGCAGUCUACAAGUUCUGUGAGGUGGCGAAAGAAAACGGUAUGGACAUCUUCCGUGUUUUUGACUCUUUGAACUACGUACCUAACAUGCUCUUGGGGAUGGAAGCAGCAGGAGCAGCCGGUGGAGUGGUGGAAGCGGCUAUCUCAUACACUGGAGAUGUCUCUGACCCCACAAGACAAAAAUACACCUUAGACUAUUAUCUUAAACUAGCAGAUGAGCUGGUUAAGGCUGGAACACACAUUCUUUGUAUCAAGGACAUGGCGGGUCUGCUGAAGCCUGAUUCUGGCCGUUUGCUGGUCAGUGCAUUGAGAGACCGCUUCCCUGACAUGCCGAUCCAUGUGCACACUCACGACACCGCAGGGGCCGGAGUGGCCGCCAUGCUGGCGUGCGCAGAGGCCGGAGCUGACAUUGUGGAUGUGGCGGUUGACUCCAUGGCAGGAAUGACAUCCCAACCCAGCAUGGGUGCCAUUGUGGCUUGUGCCAAAGGCACCAAACUUAAUACUGGAAUCUCUCUUGAGAAGGUUUUUGACUACAGUGAGUAUUGGGAGGUGACCCGAGGCCUUUAUGCACCAUUUGACUGCACAGCCACCAUGAAGUCUGGGAAUGCAGAUGUUUAUGAGAACGAGAUCCCGGGAGGCCAGUACACCAACCUUCACUUCCAAGCUCACAGUAUGGGGCUGGGAAAUAAGUUUAAGGAGGUGAAGAAAGCCUACGCAGAAGCCAACAAGCUCCUCGGUGACCUCAUAAAAGUUACACCCUCCUCUAAGAUUGUGGGCGAUCUGGCACAGUUCAUGGUGCAGAACUCACUGAGUCGGGCAGAGGUGGAGGAGAGAGCAGAUGAGCUCUCAUUCCCCCUCUCCGUGGUUGAGUUCCUGCAAGGGCACAUCGGCAUCCCCCACGGAGGCUUCCCGGAACCUUUCAGGUCAAAGGUUUUGAAGUCUCUUCCUCGUGUGGAGGGACGUCCUGGAGCCUCCCUUCCCUUGCUGGAUUUCCAGGCCUUAGAGAAGCAACUACGAGAGACACACGGUGAUGAAAUCACCCCAGAGGAUGUGAUGUCAGCAGCCAUGUACCCCAAAGUGUUCCAGGAGUUCAAAGAGUUCACUAAAUCCUUUGGGCCGGUGGACUGUCUCAACACCAGACUUUUCCUGGAUGGACCUAAGAUAGCUGAAGAAUUUGAGGUGGAGUUGGAGAGAGGUAAGAUACUCCACAUCAAGGCUCUGGCUCUUGGAGACCUGAAUAAAGCCGGCCAGAGAGAGGUGUUCUUCGAACUCAAUGGUCAGCUGAGAUCUGUCCUUGUCAAGGACACUGUGGCCAUGAAGGAGAUGCAUUUUCACCCUAAAGCCCUGAAGGAUGUUCGUGGGCAGAUUGGAGCUCCUAUGCCUGGUAAAGUGGUGGAGGUUAAGGUGAAAAAGGGCCAGCAGGUGGAGAAAGGACAGCCACUCUGCGUCCUCAGUGCCAUGAAGAUGGAAACGGUGGUUAACUCUCCACUCUCUGGCACCAUAGCCAAGGUGUACGUGACAACCGACCGCACACUGGAAGGAGAUGAUCUUAUUCUGGAGAUCAAUGAGUAGAUAUCUUGAAGGCCAAGAGUGGGAAUGACACAUCACCUCUGUCAAUCCCUACCAGGCUGAACACACUCUCACACACACACACAAACACACACAAAACACAGUUAUAUAAGGAGACAGACACCUUUUCAAUGUCAAUCUGUCUAUAUCUGAAAAUGUGUUUUCAUGCUUGAAUUUGCUGACUUUAGUGUCAUAUGUGCUUAUUUGUUAGUGUUUAUCAAUGUUUAAUUCGUAUUAAUAAAUGUAGUUUACAACUGAAAGAGUUGCUCUGAAAAUAGAACAAGCAAUAAAGUAAUGACAAAAUGAGUCUAAAUUAGAUGUAUUCAUAGUCAUGUUAAUCUUGCACUAGUAUGAUUGGUCAUAAUCAUUUACGUAAACUCAAAGCUCUACAAAUUAGUUUACCAGAAAUAACUAAACUCACAAAUUAUCUUAAAAUAUUAUCAGAUUUAAUGCACAGUGCCUCCUUUACUAGAGCACCAAUUGCAUACAGAUAUUCCAUUGAAUCUUAACACAGAGUAGCUUACUUGAAAUAUAUACAAAAUUUAAUUUUUUAAGACAAGCUGCAUUGUCAUACAGUAUAUAUCCAAUGUUUUGACCAAUGGCCUUGUUUACUUUGUUGGGGCAAAAAAAUAGAUUUAGUCUCCGGAGUCUUAGACUUGAGUGCAUCUCAUCCAAAGGUGGAGUUGUGACCCAAGUGGUUCGGGCUGAAGUGAGCUCCAUAGAGGCCAAUGAGGAUCGAUGACUCUGUUCAAGAGCACUUAUAAACUCCAUGACGGAAUUUUCCCAGGGCUCGUCUCAUGCUCGUUGUUUCAAUUCCUCCAUUAAUGUACAUUUUGGUAAUGUCAUUGUCCUGUUACGUUCCCCUAAGCAGCAGAUGCCUCUUGGCUGCUAUAGUGGCACAAAUAUCUGUAUUCUACAGCUUUCUCUUUUUCGCCUUGUUUAACACAUCACUGACCGCAGGGACGUUUCAUUUGACGUGAUAUCAUUUGUAAUUGAUAAUGAGAGGUUUGACUCAAUAGCCUAAGUAAUUGAAAGCACUCAGCCUGAAAUCUACAAGAUGUUGUUGUGACAAAAUAAGUCCAUUGGGUAACUUCUCGACUUUUGAGUAGACCAAUUCUUCACUAAGGACCAAUAGCUUAAAAUUUGGAUAUUCACUCAUCAUUUAUUAUAACAUCCCAAUUGGAAGAGUAAAGCUGUGUAUAUGAUUAUACAUGAACACAUGCCCAUAAAUGUGAUGUUUUUCCUUCAACUGGAUACUGACAUGGAGCUAAAGGUGUUUAGAAAAAGCUCCUCAACCUCUUAUUACCUGUGAAUGGAUCUAGUAAGCACAGACCAUAUCAUAUUCACCACCAUCAUUUGCAAGUUUGUUCUUCUGUGUUUGAUGCAACCUGACAGCAAGUACAUCUGUUUACAUGAGUAGCAAGAACAGAGACUAAACUUAAUCAUGACAGGCACAAAACAUUUGUAGGGUGCAGUGCAGGGAGAGGAAGUAUUUAUUAUUUUUUUUUUUACUUUAUAUGCUUCCAAUAUCUGUGUGUGGGUCACUAGUGGGUGAGUCUGAAAAGCUCUGGAGAACCCAUCAAUGAUAUCAGCUGAGACGGCACAAUCAUACCUUUUGGCUUGUCCAGGGAAACCUCACUGCUGUUCUGUAAGUGUUUUUGUGCCGAGAAGUGGUUCAAGCCUGGUUUUGUUAAUGCAGCCAAUACAACAAUGCAGUAUUAUAUCAAAGUUAUUGUUAAAUGGGUCAUCCACGGUCUUAAUAUAGCAUUGAGUAUUGUAUGUAUUUGAUGCACAGGUACUUGUCUGUAGAUUUUGCUCUCCCCUUUGGCACAAUGUUAAUUCAAACUGUUGAAAUUUACAGGGUAAAAUAGUUCUGCUUUGUUAGAUUAAAUAACGAUAUUUGAAAUCGGGAAUGUUUUGAGGAGAACUGGAACUAAUCUGUAUGACAUGUUGGAUAUGAUGCCUUUCAAUAGCAUUUAUUAUCUUUCCUUUUGAAUGUGUUUUUUCUGUGAAGUUCAUCUCUUUCCAUCUGCUUUGAUAAUGAAAAUUAUAACAUAUGCAAAUACUAAUUCACCAUAACCUUAUGUUCUUUUAUCAUAGAAAAAUGUUGGGGGGGUGAAUAAAUAUAUAAAUAAAAGGAGCAUA
Xyrauchen texanus (razorback sucker) is the source of this 6057-nucleotide messenger RNA. Its product is annotated as pyruvate carboxylase, mitochondrial-like. Gene Ontology annotation, cellular component: cytoplasm. NCBI's taxonomy places the organism in Eukaryota, Metazoa, Chordata, Actinopteri, Cypriniformes, Catostomidae. The transcript is spliced from 21 exons. Gene Ontology annotation, biological process: gluconeogenesis; pyruvate metabolic process. The coding region runs from base 370 to 3915 and encodes 1181 amino acids. Gene Ontology annotation, molecular function: metal ion binding; ATP binding; pyruvate carboxylase activity. The record is from RefSeq and is a predicted model, not a curated record.